This is a messenger RNA of Pelobates fuscus (common spadefoot toad), 3075 nucleotides long. RefSeq names its product ethanolaminephosphotransferase 1-like. Gene Ontology annotation, molecular function: ethanolaminephosphotransferase activity. Gene Ontology annotation, cellular component: Golgi apparatus; endoplasmic reticulum membrane. The transcript is spliced from 11 exons. The coding region runs from base 1 to 1179 and encodes 392 amino acids. Gene Ontology annotation, biological process: phosphatidylethanolamine biosynthetic process. Lineage: Eukaryota; Metazoa; Chordata; Amphibia; Anura; Pelobatidae. The record is from RefSeq and is a predicted model, not a curated record.
AUGAUCAGAGGCAUCGUGGUCGUCAAUAAUCUGGGGGGAAUCUUCUUGAGAAGUGAAUAUGAAAAGAAGAGAAGUGCUGUGGACACAAACCCUUUGUCAAUGUAUGUAAUGCAACAUCUAUGGAACAAAAUAGUUAAGGUAGUACCUCUUUGGAUUGCUCCAAACUUGUUAACUUUUGUUGGAUUUUUGAUGAUCUUAUGGAAUUAUUUGCUAUUGUGCUUUUAUGACUGGGGCUACACAGCAUCAGGUAUUGGAUAUCAACAUAUUCCAAACUGGGUCUGGAUCUCUGCAGCGCUGGGAAACUUUUUGGCUUAUGCUUUAGACUCAAUUGAUGGGAAACAUGCCAGGAGAACUCAGUCCAGCAGCCCUUUGGGAGAAUUAUUCGACCAUGGACUUGACAGCUGGACUGCGUCUAUUUUUCCAAUAUCAAUAUUCUCCAUCUUUGGAUGUAAUUCUGGAGACAGUGGAUUAGCAGCAACAACAAUGUAUUCAGUCACUUGUAUUGUUUUAUUUACUUUUAUGCUCUCACAUUGGGAGAAAUACAACACCGGGGUACUCUUUUUGCCCUGGGCAUAUGAUAUCAGUCAAAUGUCCAUGUCUGUGUUAUAUAUUUUGACUGCGGUGGUUGGAGUAGAUACCUUUCACAAACCUUUAGUAUUUAAUUUCUACAUGACUCAUAUAUUAAUAACAUUUCUUGUAGGGUGCAGCUUACUAAUUUCAGUUCCUCAGACAGUGCACAACAUAUUUCGAGGCUACAAUCAGAAAACCUUGCUGAAGCCAUCCCUGUAUGAAGGACUUUUACCCUUGUUAUCUCCAUCCCUGUUAUGCUUUUUGUUGAGCAUUUGGGUUGCAUAUUCUCCAUGUGGUAUCCUCGAGAAACAGCCACGGUUAUUUUUAUGGAUGCUAGGAGUAACAUUUUCUAAUGUCACAUGCCGAGUGAUUAUAUCCCAAAUGACAAACACAAGGUGUGAAGUCUUCCACUGGAUGCUUUUCCCUCUUAUUCUGCUAGUGGGCGCUGCUGUGUCAGGACUGCUUGGACAAGUGGAGGAAAUUACUUUCAUUGCUUUUACGCUCCUUACUACUGCAGCACAUGUACACUAUGGAGUUUGUGUGGGGAAACAACUGAGCAAACAUUUGAACAUCUACGUCUUCUCUCUAAGGAAGCGGGAGGACAUCUGACAAUGUCGCCCUUGAAGAAGCAAGACUUGAAAGACUACGGUCUAUGAUUACAUGUUGGUGACUUGCAGUUCUCAAUCUACAUCACCGUUUAUUAAUAACAUCUAUUGAUUGCAUUUAUUGGUACAUACGGAACAUGCAGCUGAAGCUAGUUAUUGAUAUAGUCAUAAGGCAUUAUAUUUCUUCACAUAAUGAUACUUUAUAAUUCCCAAGACAAACAUGGGAAUAAAAUUAUAUUUUCUGGGAAAGUUAAUGUUUCUGCAAGUUUUUCUGUGGGUUUUAUUAUUGCAAGAGUUUAUAGACAGCUAAAGCAUUACAUUCUAUGAAAAAGUAGAUGUUACUCAAAUUCCUCAGCACUAUCACUUGUGUAAGAUAUGAUAAACAGAAAAAGGACGCACGAUUGUUGAUGUUUGAUCAAAACUACAGAAUGAAAUGAAAGGUAAAUCGAUGGACAAUAAAUAGAAACGUCAUUAUUUACCGGUAAUUACCAGCCAAUGAACAUAGGGCACUUUAGAGACUUUCCUACAAUACUGACUGCUGUUCUAACAAUAUUGAUCUGGUGACAAAUCAGGCAAGAGAAAAAAUGUUGAAUGUGGUGGUGCACAGUCUCAUCUGUGUAUUUUGCAAUUUGUGUGUAUGUUUCUGUUAUUUGAACCGUGUUGUAGAGUUUUCUGUGAAACAUUGGAGUCUGUGAUUACAGAAAAAGACUCACUGAUUUUUGUGCCAAUGAGACACCUUUACGAGGUUAUUGAAAAGCAUUUUGUUAAAACAAAUAUAUAUUUUGUUGCCUGUUGCAUCACAACUUGAUAUGGCUUUAAUCAUGAUUCAUUUUAAAAAUUUUCCCAUUAUGAAAGCAGUUCUCUUACAAUUUCACUAUAAAGUCUGUUACGAUUUUUAAGAAAGCAGUCAUUUUGGUGUCAUUUAUAAUGGUGAUUCUCCCUCCAUCAACAACAUUGCCAAACCACAGCUGUGUAUUCCGUAACAGUUAUGGACAUUGGAGAUACAACGGAUACACAGUUCACAGCAUACUGAGGGUGCAUUUCCACGAAAUAAACGUGGACAUUAAUAUUAAUGGUGACUUUACCAACAGAGCUGUAAUUGCACUGUUAAAAACUAAGCUCAGUCUGGUUAUUUGGUGAUAAUGAGGGUAAGGAGUAUGAAUCUGCAAUCCUUACAUCUUUCAUAUCUUUUUCUAGCAAGUCUACAUGUUACCGGAAUUAUUUGUAAUUUAAAGUAUCUCUGUCAUUGGAAAUAGUGCAUGCCCCAUAAUGUACAUUUUAAAAAUGGUCUGCACCUUCUGUCAAGUAUAUCAACUGUCCCGUUUUUGGCCAGACAUUCCCUAUUUUAGAGUUCUGUUCCACCGUCCCAAUAUUGGACACCAAGGAACUGUCAUCAGCCUACACCCUUUCAAAGGCGAAUUCGUCAAGUUGUGGCACUGACGACUCCACCAGGUCCCACCCACCCAAUCCUGAUCCCUUACCUCUCAAUGUAUGUUUUGUUGAUCAUUUAUCAAAAUGUUCAGCAGAUUUAUUUAUUAAACAAAAACAAACAAAAGUUAUCCAGCUAACUUUGAGUAUCAGAUAGACUUUGAUUGGCUGGUGACAUCCCAUUUUGUUAGUUUUUCUUAGGUUUGUUUUUUGUUUUCCUAGUAAUUUUGACUGAGGGUUCGAUAACAGUGAGGCAAUUGUAAAAUGGCCACCUCCAUUGGUAAACACUGACAGACUGUAAAUUGGUAGUUCCAGCUAAACUCACCAUAGCUUGGUUAGAUUAAAAUGAUAUCAAUUUAUUGACAUUAUUGUUUAAAACUUGUUUAUGUAAAAUACAUUUUCAUGUGACAGUGCCUCUUUAACAGUGGGAAUCUUUGGCAUUCAUUGUACACUAUUAAUAUUUUUUAGUUUA